This is a messenger RNA of Fukomys damarensis (Damara mole-rat), 4338 nucleotides long. It is a transcript of the gene Pcare, whose product is annotated as photoreceptor cilium actin regulator. The record is from RefSeq and is a predicted model, not a curated record. NCBI's taxonomy places the organism in Eukaryota, Metazoa, Chordata, Mammalia, Rodentia, Bathyergidae. Gene Ontology annotation, biological process: protein localization to photoreceptor outer segment; photoreceptor cell outer segment organization. Gene Ontology annotation, cellular component: photoreceptor outer segment; photoreceptor inner segment.
AUGGGCUGUACACCGUCACACAGCGACGUUGUAAACAGUGUGGCAAAGGGCGGCAUUCGGUUUUUGAGAAAGCCCAAAGCAAUUCUGCCAGGGAGUCAGGGGAGCAGUAAAAAGGUUUCCGUCCCACUGCUGGUUAAAGGUCCUACCUGCUGUGAUGCUGUGGGGAGUCUGCCCCAGGGACAGAGGCUGGUGGAGGAGCUGCUGGGCUCCAGGAGGACUCAAACCACCGCUGAAGGACUUUGUCAGCUCGUGGGAGACAUGGAAGGACUGAUGUCAGGGACCCAAACCUCCCAUGUGGCUGAGGACAUUCCAUCCAACUCCCCGGGCUCCCAUGGCACAAGAGGGGCAGCCUUUCGCAGGGAAGAAGGUGCACACACGACUACCCAAGAGACCCCCAAACCAGGCCACUGCUGCCAAACCAUCCCCCCUGUUCCUGGGUCAGCAGGCAAAGUGAACUUCCCCAAGCACCUGGUAACGGCUCACCAGCACGCUUACACCUACCUGCACUCCAGCCUCUCCAAGUACGAAGCAAUCCUGUGCCUCACCCACCAGGCCGCCCAGACCCGGGAGCUGCUGCAGCCAAUGCUCUGCUUCCUGCUGCUGUGCUUCGAGGAGGUCACCCAGCUCUUGGGGGAGAUCUCGGGGGACGGAGAAGUGCUCCUCCGGGAGCUUAGGGACGAUUUCGCUUGGCCAGCAUGGGAAGGGGAGCCCCAGGAGAAGCCUGACCUCUUGCAACAGCUGCUGCAGUACACAGUCAGUAAGCUGCAGGUGCUCCGUGCCACGGCAGCCUCCCUCACCGGCCACUUCCUGGAGGGCUCCAGCAGCUACUUCUACUCCACCGCAAGCCACUUGGAAAAUAAGCUGAGCACAAAGAGGGCUGUGGAGAAACGCCUCCUAAGGGCACUGGUGCAGCUAGAGAGCCUCGCUAGUGGCCAUGGUGACCCUGGGCUGCAAGGUCUACCCUUGUGCUCUGAGGACAGCGGCAUCGGUGCUGACAAUGAGUCUGUGCAGUCCAUGGACAAGCUGGGGAAGCAAACCAGCUGGGAGUUCACCCCAGAGCCCGAAGAAUGGAAUCUGGAGACGUCACCCCAGACGGAGGCCAGUCUGUCCAGACAGGCCUGGCAGCAAAGUCCAUUCUGGAUGGGUCAGGACAGAGAACAGGACUGCUCACUGUCAAGGCCUCUCAGGACCAAGGUCCAGCCAGCAACACAGGGCGAGGCAAGGAGGCCAAACCCCGCCGGCACAGGCCCAGAAACAAUUACCUCCAGGCCUUUGGUGGUAGGCAGGAGCAUGCCCCAUGACUCCCUGGGAGCUGUGGAAUCCACAAAAGCCCAUCUUCCUAAAAGCUCCCAGCAGGUGGCUACUCCAUCCCUCAGUGACUGUGAGGACAGCAAUGUUAGCUCAGGGCAGGAAAGAGCUCCACAUCCAAAGCCACAGUCUCCACCUGCUGACGGGGAAAGACCCUUUCAGCCAUGCUCCAGGAAGCUUAGGAGCCCCCAGACCCAGGAGAUGGCUCUGAAGAUGAAGGAAGCCAUCAGUGAAAGGAUCAAGUUUGUCCCUGUCCCCUGUGGACAUCAAGACUGGGCUGAGGAAGAGGAGGGAGGGACAAUGGUGCCACCAAGGCCUCACACGGUCAGCGGCAGCAGGAGGGCCCCCGAGAGAAAGAGGAGGUCGCAGUCAGAGGGGAGUAUCAAGAGCCUCGGGGAGGACCCUACCCUCCAGGAGCUGUGCAGGGUCCAGAGAGAUCUCAGUCAGAGGCUGGAGGCGUUUUACGCCUUGGGUGCCAAAUGGCAGGGGCAGAACAAGGAGCAGAUUCUGCAGCCCAGAGCGGUAGCCCUGUGGCCUCCCAGAAACUGCAGGGUGAACCCCAGCAGCACCGUCAGCAAGCUCAAGGCGUCCCUCACCAAGGACUUUAGCAUCUUGCCAAGUCAGGACAAGAACACUUGGCACCGAUGUCAUCCCCAACCUGAAGGUGAACGGCCCAGGCAGGGGAACUCUGAGAAGCUGCCAAGCACCAUCCCAUCGGGGGAGGACAGCGAGGCGUCCAGGGCCGAGGACUGGAUUGUCAGGGGCCGUCGCACCAGGACAUCAGUCAAAAAACUUAUUGAAACUUUCAGUCCUGCUGAGAGUGUGAGGACAGCGGAGGGCUCAAGUCCCUGCCUCAGCCAGUGGGGAGUCCCCACCACGCCUCCAAGAUUUCCCAUUUAUGGGGGGCUUGCUCCCUUGUAUCCCAAGCCCCAAAUUUCUCCAGCAGCGGGCAGCAACUAUCUCAGUGCUGACCUGGGCUGCAGGACCUUGGUACCUGUCUUUCUUCCUUUGCCUGCAGCAGGAGCAUUGGAGAGUGAGGACACACACUGUGAAACAGAGGGGAACUCAGAGUAUCUCCCUCCGCCGCCUCUGGAAAUCCUGAUGGACCAAUCGUUCACCUCUCUGGAGCCCCCAGAAAGCAGCAAUCCAGCAGGGAGCUCCCCUGAAGGGUCCCCAGCACCUGGGCUGGGAGUGUCUGGUCCCACCAGGGGGACAUGGGCUUCCUCAAAGCUGAGAGCCUCCAUGAGCCCCAUCGACUUGCUGCCCAGCAAGUGCACUGCCAGCUCCACCAGGCUGCAUGGCACAGGGCCAGGGAGCAGCAAGAGUGGCAGCAAUCCCAGAAAGUUUGCCUUGGACCCCAGCCUCCCACCAGCAGCCAGCCCAGUCUCAGAGCAAGAGGGCAGGGCUCUGGGUCAGGUACAAACAGCAAAGGCCAAAAGCUCCUCCAAGCAUUCCCAGGAGGCAGUUGCCUGGCAUCACACUAGCCUUCCGUCGGGGCAAAGCAGGACCUCAGAAUCCAGCCUGGCCAGACCCAGAAGAGGAGCUCAUUCUACACAGGCCUCCAGACUGAGCCGAGAGAGAAGUCCCCCCGUGGGGGUCAGAAAAAGCUCCCCCACAAAGGCACACUGGGUGCCCCAAGCAGACACCAGACAGCGUAGCCCGCCUACCUCCCACAGACCUGCCCCACCAAGCCUCCCCACUGUGAUCAGCUCCCCCAGUCCCCCACUCAGCCCUGGAGCUGCCAGCCCACCAGUGAGCCCCAAGGUGCUAAAUCCAUCACCAGCAAAGGGACCUCCACCACCCCAGCUCAAGUAUCCUUCCCUGCCUCCAGGGAGCCCUCCUGCCCAUCGCACAGAAGCAAGCUCCCCUGCCUCUAUACCCUCCCUUUCGCCCACAGCAUCCACAUCUCAGGGGCAGAGGGAGACAAGAGACGCUGAAGAUACUCAAGCCCCCCGCUCAGCCAAAGUGUCUGCCAUAUUCUGCCCGGCCACACUGUCUCUGUUUGAAGCCAAAUCGCCUUUCUCAACAGCUUGUCCAAUGGCCCCACCGUCACUGCCACUAGAGCCCAGGGCCCUUCUAGGGACCCCAGCAGCAUGCUGGAGGAGCAGCAGUCCAGGGUCGCAGGUGAGAGCCGACUCACAGAGGAGAAUGGCUCUGUGUUCCCUCAACCCCCUGCCUUUUGUGAGGAGGGUGGCUCCCUGCCACCACCUGGGUGUCCAACGUCAGCGGCACGGCACCUCCUGGGAAUCCCAGCCCAACCAAAGCAGCAGCAGUGAGGACAGCCCAAAGCAGGAUGUGGCACCGUGGAGCAGCCUCCGUGCCCCAGAAUUGCAGGGAGGCGGUGGCAGAUGGUCAUCUCCCCCAGAACUCUGCGUGCUUGGCCACGGGCUACAGCCAGAGCCCCAUGCCAGACGUGCCCAGGACAAAGCUCGGCCAGAAGAACAGCCCCAGCAGAAGGAGGGGACUCCAGCCACCCCAGCAGGCACAAGUUUUAUGGAGAAGCGUGGACUCUGCUGGCUUGGUUAUACUCACGGAGUCCCGAAAGAGGCUUCACUGAUAAGAAGACUGUGGGCCCUGCGUCAGGUGACAACCGUUCCCACGGAUGUAGCUGCUGGCUCCAAGGCUUUCUGUCUCAGACACACCGAAGUCUACUGCACGGGGCAGGACCUGGUUUUGGCUCAGGUGACAGCCCAGCAAGGCUCAGUUAGUGCCCAUGGACAAAACAGAUAUGUUCAAUGGGAGGAAAAAAACCAAAGGAGGGGAGUUAGAGGAGAAAGAGAAAGAAAAGAGGGUCGUGGUGACGUGCAGAGGUACGCAUACCCCUCCAGAAGACAAGCAUUAGGGCACAGAAGCCCGGGUCCUGACACCUCCCUCACCCCGCUGUGUGACCCGGAUUCUCUGGACUGGACUCUUCCCCCCGGAAUGGAAAUCAGCGAUAACAACGCCAGCCUACUUCUCCUGCCGUCCGCGAAACCUGGACACAAGAGUCUUACCCUAAACCACCUUGGCAAGCCCAUCUCGGGGAGCUGA